Molecule: messenger RNA, 885 nt
Organism: Tuber melanosporum (Perigord truffle)
Lineage: Eukaryota; Fungi; Ascomycota; Pezizomycetes; Pezizales; Tuberaceae
Exons: 1
Coding region: 1-207 (68 amino acids)
Source: RefSeq, a predicted model, not a curated record
AUGUUGACACGUCGUUACUUUUCGUCUCCAGAAUAUUUCUCGGCCUCCUUCCUCCCUCCCUCAGCAAUUUUUCAUAGUAAAUCUAAUUAUUGUUAUAGAAGAGUGAUUCCGAUUCCCGAGCCCUUGGUUAGCUUACAAGAUCUGUGCUCAUCACCUGCGAGCCUGUAUGACACGUCUUUGGCAUUUGCUGCAUUCUUCCAGAGUUAGGAGCCUCGAACACCUGUUCAUCCCGGAUAUUGCAUCGACUGCAUCGAUUCGCACAUGGUUGAUUGGCUCCCUUCCUUCUUGUGGGAGAAGUGCCCUUCACAACGACCAUUUUCCGAUCUUUUUUGUGUCACUCUUUUCGAGAGAAGCAGCUAUAACGGUACAAAGGAUACCCAUUGCUUCCCUACCGCUUCUAUUCGUCGGAUAUGGAUUAUCGAUGGAUCAGUACUGUACCGUACAGCCUCCACGUUAAGUCGAAUAAAUGCUCCCCGUUGUGCGAAACAACUUCAUAUUGCAUGGCAUCCUGCAGAUUAUGCCGAAAUUCUGGGGACCCCACUUUGUCUGGAUAUCUUGUUUUGAGACGUCCUUAGAUGUCAUUGAAUCUGUGGGUUUUCACUGAAUAGGCUUUCCGGGACACUCCUUUGGCACUCAGUGAUUCGACCAUAAAAACAUACCUGACCCUUAAAUUUCGUUUUGGUGGCUCUUUCUGUUUGAAAAUUGGUUGUAAUAUUGGUAUUAUGAAGUGAGUGGAAGAAGAAAAAGGAAAAAAGGGAAGAAGGAAAUCGCGCCUAUCUAAACGGUUUACCUAUCCAUGAGUUCAUAGAUGCCUUUACGUUCCAAUAGUGAAGUCAACCCAUUCAAGCUCCGGGGGGGCUACUAGCUGAAGACCUACCAACCCGC